This is a messenger RNA of Penaeus vannamei (Pacific white shrimp), 2764 nucleotides long. RefSeq names its product receptor-type tyrosine-protein phosphatase F. Gene Ontology annotation, molecular function: protein binding; protein tyrosine phosphatase activity. NCBI's taxonomy places the organism in Eukaryota, Metazoa, Arthropoda, Malacostraca, Decapoda, Penaeidae. The record is from RefSeq and is a predicted model, not a curated record. Gene Ontology annotation, biological process: protein dephosphorylation.
UGAUGAGGGACAUCCUCAUCACACACACCCAAGGUGGCGCUGUGGUGCACUGCUCAGCAGGCAUUGGCCGAACUGGCACCGUGCUCUUAGUUUUGCUGAUGCAUGAGAUGCUGACCAUCAAUGGUGACGUUGAUCCCGUGCAGGUCCUGAGACGCCUGCGCGAGUGUCGUGCACGACUGGUGGAGAAUCAGGCCCAGUAUAACUUCGGUCUCGAGGUUUUUGAUGAAAUCCUCUAUGGAGCACAGACAAUGACUGCUCCGUCUAUGCUAGCUACUGCACUACCACGCCUUCUGCAGGACAGCCACACUCUGUACGCGAGAGCAAAGGCACUGCCAACAGGCCUGACCUUCCGCAUCGGCUCUCAGGCCAGCGUGGCGAACCUGAAUCGGUCCCAAGACAUACUCCCAGCAGACAGUCGUAGCAUUUUCCUGAACACUGGCGAUGGUCAGAUCUCCUCUCAGUACAUAAAUGCUGUGCGAAUAAAUGGACUUGAUAAGCCAGACACUCUCAUUGUGACUGAGCAUCCUCUGCAAAGUUCAGUGCUGAAAUUUUGGCAUCUUGUAAUAGAGAAAAACUGUCUUUCCGUAAUACUUCUUAACUCCUUUGAUGUAUCUGAACAGAUGGAGGAGUUUCCAGCUCUAAUACCGGAGGAUUAUUCCUGCUUCACGAUAGGCUCGUACAGCAUCCAAACUCAACAUUUCCAGGAGUACGAGGCGGUUAUCCAGUAUUCUCUGAGUAUAACAACGGAAAAGAAUACAGAACACAAAGUUGUAGUGUACCAGGUGCGAGACUGGCCUCGUACCAGUGAUGUGCCAAAUAACCCUGCCGCCCUCCUCACUGUAGCAGACUUGGUGCUCUCUGGACCAACGAAUGACGGUCCAAUGCUGCUGUGUUGUGCGGAUGGCGCCACCGCAUGCGGGCUGAUGGCGGGCGUUAUUCUCACCGUGGAACGCCUUCAAACGUACCAGGAAGUUGAUGUUUACCGCACUGUGGUAAGACUCCUGCGCUGCCGGCCGCAGUUCUGCACUUCCGUGGUCCAGUUCGACUCGCUGUACCAAGCUGCUCUGAGCUACAUCGAGAACUACGACACAUACGCCAACUUCAGUGGCUGAGAUCGCAGUGCCUCUCGGGAAGACGAGGGAGUGAGGCUGGACAAGGAUAAGAACAUUUUGCACUUUACAUCACUUGAGUAUUUCUGAAACGAGGAACUCAGCUCUAAGUACAAAAUGUCUAAGAGUAAGGAAAUUCUCUCACAUGAACAUGAGAGAACGUACUAGGUGAAACGGAGACAAAGCAACAACCAAGAAUUGCUUCAUAUUCAUUCUAUUUCUAUAUCUGAGGCAUUGAUUAUCCCUUCCAUAUCUUCUGUGAAAAGAAAAAGAAAGAAAAAGUAAUUUCCUUGUGACUCGUCGGUGCCAGACACACGAAAUACUGUAUUUAUUAGGAAAACAACAUACUAAUGUCAUUGUUAUGGAACUUCCCAUUACGAACUUAAUUGUUUUAAUAUGUUUUUCGUUUUCUUCUUUUAUUAUUAUUUGUAUCAUCACCAUUAUUGUUAUUAGUAGUAUUGCUGUUAUUACUAAUUCUACGAUUUCCCUUUUUCUUACAGCCAUUAGUUAAUACAUGUACGUUUAUGAUGACUGUAGUGCCUAUUAAGUAUCAUUGUCAUCAUAACCAUAAUCGUCAGUAAUAUUAUUGUAAUGAUAGCAUACUAACCCCGAAGCAGAGUGUGAAUGUAAAUAUAUUUUUACUGUUCUUUCAUAAUUCCAUCCACACAAUCCUUUUGUACUUGUAAGGAAAAAGAAAAAAAAAGUGAACUGAUAUGUACCUUUCACUCGAAAUGCGAAACAGGAGUAAAGGGAAUACACAUUAAUGUCUUGAUACCAUUUCUUCAUCUCCCGCCAGAGCGCAAAAAAAGCCAUGUCAAAGAGAAAUGCUUUUGUUAAAAUAAGGACUUUCAGGCAUUUCUUAACUUUCCAGGUCAAUUAUUCCCUCUUGUUAGUUGUGGACCCAGGGAGGGAGUGGGGACGGGAGGUACUGUCCUUUAGACUGACCAGUUGCGUCCAUAAGGGUCAGGCUGCAUUAUAUUGAGAAAUGUAUAAAUAAUGUAAGAGACUGUUCAUAUCAUAGACACUUCGGACACCUUACACAGAGAGCUGGACCAGUAUUAUGGGCAGCCAAUCACCGUCGAGCAAUCUCGCGCCGCCGUCGAAUUGAACGCUUGUUAUCUGGUACACGAUCCAGGUAACAAAGUACUUUCCGAAAUUGUAUUCAUAAUGUAUUGUUUCAUUUCUUUGUUUGUACAUUAUAAAAUUUUACAUUUUUGAUUACUGAAAGCAUAGAUCCACUGAUGUCAAGUUAACAGCCUUAAUUACCAUGAAAAUAGAUUUUCUUUUCAAAAUGUCUUCUGAAGGGGAAAACGUUGCUGGGAAGCUACCAGUCUCCUCAGUUCUCUCUCACCCUGUGCCUGCCCACACGCGCAGGGCAGGCACAACAGUCCUGUAAAACGUGACGUUACAAGCGAGUAAAUAUACAACGGGAAAGUAUUUGUUUAUUUUUGCCCAGUUGUUAUGUGAUAUCUCUAACCGUGGCCGCCGACCACGACCAUGCUCGUGUGACUACCAUCUCCCGGCUCCCGUCCCCAGUGCUCACCCUCUUGUAUUAUUAUGAGUGGCCUCCUCCCCUACUGGAUCCUUCUACUCAUUUUUUAGACAGUGUAAUGAACUUGUACUGUAUGGGAAUAAAAUGUAGUUGUUUUCUUAAA